Molecule: messenger RNA, 611 nt
Organism: Arachis stenosperma
Lineage: Eukaryota; Viridiplantae; Streptophyta; Magnoliopsida; Fabales; Fabaceae
Product: 60S ribosomal protein L36-3-like
Exons: 4
Coding region: 102-434 (110 amino acids)
Biological process (GO): cytoplasmic translation
Cellular component (GO): cytosolic large ribosomal subunit; ribosome
Molecular function (GO): structural constituent of ribosome
Source: RefSeq, a predicted model, not a curated record
AAAAAGGCAAAGUAUGCGGCUUAAGCUUCGUUAGAAACCCUAAUUUCUCUUCCUUCGCACCGUGCUAGCUGCUGCAAGGGUUUCAGAAGCUGCCACAGGAAAUGGCUCCUAAGCAGCCAAGUUCGGGUCUGUUCGUCGGAAUGAACAAGGGUCACAUUGUCACUAAGAAGGAGUUGCCUCCACGUCCCAGGGAUCGUAAAGGGAAAACAAGCAAGAGGGUGCACUUUGUAAGGAACCUAAUCCGUGAGGUUGCUGGUUUUGCACCUUAUGAGAAGCGUAUUACUGAGUUGCUCAAGGUUGGAAAGGAUAAGAGGGCGCUCAAAGUUGCUAAGAGAAAGCUUGGAACCCACAAGCGUGCUAAGAAGAAGAGAGAGGAGAUGUCCACCGUUCUCCGCAAGAUGAGGGCUGGUGGAGGUGGAGAGAAGAAGAAAUGAGUUUUAUUUACUUUAUUCUGUUUUUACAGGAAGAGGAUCAAUGUUUUGGUCAUUUUAGCUUUGUUUUUUUGUUUACUUUGUUUAGUUCAAGUUGUUACUCUUUUGACAUAUGUUUUGUUUAAACUGAGACAUCAUUAUGGAAAGUAAGAUCGCCUUAGUUUGUGUUCUACUGUCAAA